Molecule: messenger RNA, 888 nt
Organism: Haliotis rufescens (red abalone)
Lineage: Eukaryota; Metazoa; Mollusca; Gastropoda; Lepetellida; Haliotidae
Product: ATP synthase subunit s, mitochondrial-like
Exons: 5
Coding region: 8-661 (217 amino acids)
Source: RefSeq, a predicted model, not a curated record
UUUAUGCAUGAUAGAAGUGUCUACUCAUCCCCAGAUGGCGCUGUUACAUAACAUCGUCAAGGAAUCCUGUAGAAGCCUAUCAGUGAAGCUUGCUGGUGCUUCAGGGACUACUGUGCCAUCAAGAUGUCUAUGGGGAUGGCUCAAUUCUGUUUUCAAUAGGGUUGAUGAAGAUCGUCUGAAGCUAGUAGGCCCUGACCGAGCAUGUGCUGAGUGGAUGUUAAGGUGUGGUGGGCGUGUCAAGUGGGUGGGUUUGAAUCACUGGGAGAAGGACUACAACACACUCCCAGCCAGUGGAUUUGACAAGUACAAGGUCGAGGAGAUUGAUGGUACAAAAUCUGCUGUCAUGAGCCUUGGAUUCCCACACUUGAGUGGUUUGACACAUGUGAACAAAAUUGUCCUCCAUGACUGUCGCUAUCUUGAUGAUGAUGCCCUGAAUUACCUCCCUCUUGUGAAGGAUACUCUUCAACAUCUUCAGAUCAGCUCUUGUGGGGACAUCACGGACAGAGGAUUAUCUCCCUUGUCUGAACUUGUAAAUCUCCGAAAGUUGAUUCUAUACGACCUGCCUGAAGUAAGGAACAAGUCUGCAGUUUUAGAACGACUGAAAUCAUCCCUUUCCAAAUGUGAAAUAGAUUAUAACGAAGAAGUGCAGAAGAAGUCAUGAGCAAAGAGGCUGAACUUUCUUGUUAAUUUAAACCUGACUUUGUAAUUUUUGCAAUUCUCAUUUGUUUGAUAAGUAAUUAUGUUGCAUUACUUUUCUAGAAUCAUUUAGGUGAAUUAUGAUUUGUCAUAUGAUGCUGAUAUGUAUCUAUAUGUAAGAUUGAAGGUGAGACGAGGGUGAGAAAUUGGUAUGGUUGUGUAUUGUCCCUAGAAUAAACUGUACAUAUCAAA